GUAUAUCCCAACCUUGGCCAUGAAUCGCAGCACUACUUUGUGCUUGGUGGGCACCGCGGCUAUAAAGCGCAUGGAUGCAGCCACUUACUUUCAUUAGCACCGGCACCGUUCCCGCGAGACACAGGAGCGCACUCGGGGGAAACGUGAAGCGGAGUAAUUUAAUCAAAAGCGAAUCUGUCAAACAAAAUAGGAGCAACAAAUUUGACUGACCUGCAGUGUAUUGUGCACACAAAAAUUACGCAGAGAUGCGGUUUGUACUGCUGCUGACUUUAAUACUGGCUCCACGGUGGUCAAAUGCAUCGGACAUCGAAGCUACCCCAAGCAGAAAGCCCAACAUCAUUGUCAUUUUGGCUGAUGACCUGGGUUGGAACGAUGUCGGCUUCCACGGCGGAAAUCAAAUCCCUACUCCCAAUAUCGACGCCUUGGCCUUCAAUGGGCUUAUUUUGAACAACCACUAUGUGCCAGCUCUUUGCACUCCUAGCAGAGCAGCUUUCCUCACAGGAAAACACCCCGUACACACAGGCAUGCAACAUUUGGUGCUGUUAGAAAAUGAACCACGGGGACUUCCCCUGAGUGAGCGGCUAAUGCCAGAGUAUUUGAGGGACGAGGGUUACGUCACCAGGGCCAUCGGUAAGUGGCAUCUCGGCUUCUUCAAAAACGAAUAUCUGCCCACUAACAGAGGUUUCGACUCACACUAUGGUUACUGGAACGGCUAUCAAGAUUACUACAGCCACGAAACUCAAGCCACAUUUGAAAACUUGCGCGGCUACGACAUGCAUCGUGAUUUGAACACCGACUGGUCAUCGGUGGGCGAAUACUCGACUCGUGUCUUCACGCGCGAGGCCGUCCGGCAAAUCCGGGACCACGACACAAACAAGCCGCUCUUCAUGUACAUGGCUCACCUGGCCCCGCACACGGGAAACCCAGACACCCCGUUUCAGGCUCCAAACGAAACUCUGGCCAGGUUCGCGUACAUCGGGGAUCCCGACAGGCGAAUGUACGCAGCUAUGGUCACUGAGUUGGAUGACUCGGUCGGAGAAAUAAUUCAGGCUCUUCGCAAAAGAUCGAUGCUCUCAAACUCGAUUGUCCUUUUCCUUUCUGACAAUGGUGCUCCAACAUACGGGAUCCACUCGAACAGAGGAUCAAACUGGCCUUUGAGAGGUAUGAAACAAUCACCUUGGGAGGGAGGAGUGCGCGGGGUGGCGGCGAUGUGGGCGCCCUGGCUGAAUCAUACGCGCCGCGUAGCCACCCAGCUGAUGCACAUGACCGACUGGUUGCCAACGCUGAUCUCGGCUGCCGGCCUCGACCCUUCCGUCCUGCGCGACAAAGGCUUGGACGGCUACGACGUGUGGACGGCGCUGAACCUGAACACGACGUCGCCGCGCAAUGAGGUUCUGCACAACAUCGACGAGGUCGACCAGUACGCAGCCCUGACCAAGGGUGGCUGGAAGUACAUUACAGGUACUACACAAAACGGAAGAGUCGACUCGUGGUACGGCGAGAGCUCCCGAGGCUACAGUGACCCCGAAUACGAUGCUUCGGUGGUUCUGAAAUCCAAGGCAGGGUCUGCCAUAUCGUCCGUUUCAGUCCCCAGGCCUCGACUCUCCGCCACAGAAGUGAUGGAAAUACGCGAACAGGCCGAAAUUAAGUGCGAAAAGAGGCCGUCGGGAGCAGAAAAUUUCAGGUGCAACCCACUCGUGUCGCCGUGCCUGUUCAAUAUCAUAGCCGACCCUUGUGAGUUGGUCGACCUGUCAGCCGUGAGACCUCUGGUUGCCAUGAGUCUGUCCCAAGCCUUGGAGCGGUGGCGGAGGACAGCCGUUCCAGCUGCCAAUGUUCCUGUUGAUAGCGCUGGCAACCCAAAAUUCUACAAUAACACUUGGGUGCCGUGGAUGGACGUGCAGCGGCAGAUUAUUUACGCUCCGAGCAAUGUUCCUGAUCUCACUACGCUGGCUGCUAUCCUCGGCGGCGUGUCAGUGGGUCUCCUAGCCUUGGCAGCAGUUAUCACAAAAAUGUAUCUCAACAGAAAAAAGUGUGACAAAAACUGAACGCUUCCUUUGUGCUAGUCUAAGGAGCUUUACUCUCCUUAUGCUAGUCGAACGUUAAAAGAUUGGAAGAGAGCAAUACCUAUGAUAUGAGCGGUUGUGUCAGAUUUUGCCAUUUUAAUUAUUUACAUAGGAGUUUUUGUAGUCUUUAAAUUUCAACAACCAGUAUUAUGUUGGGAUCACAGGAAUCUAUAAUUUUUUCUGUGAAACACAAAAUGAAGUUGUUAUACUGUUCCUCGAGAGUAAUGUAGAGUUUAUUUCAGUGCCUUAAUAUGUCGAUGAAUGUACCAGGAUGAAUGAUAUUAAAUUAUUAAAAAUAAAGAGAAAAUUACACUUUUUAGUUUA
Cloeon dipterum is the source of this 2387-nucleotide messenger RNA. Its product is annotated as arylsulfatase B-like. The transcript has 9 exons. The record is from RefSeq and is a predicted model, not a curated record. NCBI's taxonomy places the organism in Eukaryota, Metazoa, Arthropoda, Insecta, Ephemeroptera, Baetidae. Bases 246 to 2045 code for a protein of 599 amino acids.